Schistocerca cancellata (South American locust) is the source of this 3347-nucleotide messenger RNA. RefSeq lists its product as uncharacterized. Lineage: Eukaryota; Metazoa; Arthropoda; Insecta; Orthoptera; Acrididae. Gene Ontology annotation, cellular component: nucleus. The transcript has 19 exons. The record is from RefSeq and is a predicted model, not a curated record. The coding region runs from base 253 to 2946 and encodes 897 amino acids. Gene Ontology annotation, molecular function: ATP binding; ATP-dependent chromatin remodeler activity; DNA binding.
AUUUGCACGCAACUCGCAAGGUGGUUGCGAUCAGCUAGGCAGUUGUGACAGUUUCUGUGGCUAGUGGUGGUAGUGUUAUUAUGAGUGUUUUUUUUUCGUGAAAGAUAGGACAAAAUAGAACCCUGUACCUGACGCAAUAAUUGACUACUCUUACAGAACGAACUGUUGUUACGGAUCCGACUUUGUGAUAAGCCCUACUUGAAUCACAUGCCUGCCAUUGUUCUUUGUUGUCAAUAGGAUAUUCAGUUCACGAUGCCCGUGAAGGCUUCCGUAGAAGUUGAAAGUGUGCAUUCAGAAGAUUGGAGAGGGGAAGAACUUUCUGAAUGUUCAGGUACUUUGUCAGAGGUUGACUCAGAGCAGGCAACCACAAGCUCUGGAUUUUCAGAAGAUGGAUCAGCAAUCAUGGCCCCAAGGCAGAAUAGUGUAGCUGAAAGACUGAAGGAGCAAGUAGCUAAACUGGAUGAGCUUCUUGUUAUUGUUGAGAAAGUAUCUGCUGUUGUAAAAGCAAUAUUUGAAGCAAAUGAGAAACAGAAAAAAGAGGGUGCCUUCCAUGGUGUGGAUGCUGUCUUACAGAGGCAGAAUUCUGAGGCCUUAAAAAAUGAGACACUGUUUAUUGGAACAUUAAGUCCCCAUCAAAUAGAUGGUGUAAAAUGGAUGAAGGUGCUGGACGAUCAUGAGCUGAGUGGGAUCUUGGCAGAUGAGAUGGGUAUGGGUAAGACAGUGCAAGUGAUUGCGUUUAUCUGUCUUCUUUUAGAGCAGAAUAUCUCUGGACCAUUUCUAAUUGUGACACCACUCAGUGUUCUAAAUAAUUGGGAAUCUGAAUUCCAGAGGUUUGCUCCCAAGAUACCUGUUGUGAAAUUCGCUGGUUCUAAAGAUCAGCGCAUGUCAUUGUACCCCAAACUGAGACGGAAGACGACAGUUCUGACUACUGAUAUGACUCCAGUAGUUCUGACAAGUUACGAUAUAGCUUUGAGAGAGCAAAUACUUGCAAAGUUCGACUGGAGGUUCAUUAUUGUUGAUGAAGGUCAUAGGUUGAAGAAUGCGAAGUCCAAGCUUUACAACACCCUAAAAUUCCACAGAAGCCGCAGUAGACUUUUAUUGACUGGAACUCCUUUACAGAAUGAUAUUAAUGAAUUGUGGGCAUUGCUAAGGUUUGUGUUGCCCAAAAUAUUUCCUGAAGAAAAUCUACUUGAGGAUUACCUCAAGGUUUCUGACUUUCAAGGAAAUGCUGAGAUGGAGGAGGAUAAAAGAUCUAUUAUCAAUAAAGUGCACCAGUUACUGCUACCGUUUAUAUUACGAAGGGUCAAAUCUGGAAACAUGCUUGGUCUGCCACCAAAGAAGGAAAUGGUGAUAUAUGUGCCACUUACAAGAACCCAGUUAGACUUGUACCAGUCUACGUUAGAUGGUUCCAUCAUCAAGAAAUUUAAUAAGAAAGAAGAGGAGGAGGAAGAAGAAGAUUUGUAUGGCCCACGAAAGAAGCGGAGGUGCACAUUGAACAAGCAUCCAUUUUAUGACUCGGAUACUAGUAAUUCAGAUGAUGAUUCUGAUCCAGGCAUAUCAGAGAAACCAAGAGUGCUUUCAAAAACUAUGGAGGAUAAGUUGAUUAAUGAGUGCCGUAAUUCAACGUGUGAAGUGCUGCUGCAUCGUGAGCUCCUCCGAUAUUCGGCAUUAACAGAGGCCCAAAGCAAGAAACAUAAAGAAGACUAUGAGAAGAACCCAUAUAAAGGCUAUCCAGAACUGUGGUAUGUCGACAUAAUCAGGAGGAUGUCAGCCAUCCCUCUUCCUGCUGAUCAGUCCUUUGAAGACUUGCCUUUGGAGAAUAUAUUUAUGCGCGAACUCUUGUUUUACCGUUCUAUUUUAGAAUCCACAGACACACAUGAUAAUCAAGCUGAUGAUAAAUUCAGAGGUUAUCCAGACAAUGUUGUAAAUAGUAUAUUAUCACAAAUGUCCCAGCACCCUGUUCCUGAAGAUCUCGUAGAGGAAGGUCUGACUGCAUGUAGUGACAGCUGUGAUGGAUACGUAGUUUCAGUGAAACAGCCUCUGAAUUCUGUUGCUGCUCCAUUAUGUAAUGUUCCUACUAAUGUAACUAAAAUCAGUUCAGAUAGUGAGGGCAGUUCCCGAACUUUGGCCGAAAGCUAUGGGUACACAGUAGAACUGACACCUCUCAACAUGGGGAUGCAAUUACGCAAGAUAUCCAAUCAUCCCUACCUUGUUAGGAUGCCAGUUUCCAAUGGCUGCAUGGUUGUCACUGAUGAUUUGGUAACCAGCUCUGGAAAAUUUAUGGUGCUAAAGGCAUUACUCCCUCGCUUCAAGCAAGGAGGACACAAGGUUCUGAUAUUUUCAACUUUCAAAAAAGUAUUGGAUCUUCUGGAAGUACUACUAGAAUCCCUGGGCUACAGCUACUGUCGCCUCGAUGGAGCGUCUAGUCUUGAUGAACGAACUGAAAAUGUUAAUGAGUUUUGCAACCAGGAAAAUAUAUUUGCAUUUUUGAUCUCGACAAGAGCAGGAGGAUUGGGAUUAAAUCUUGUUGCUGCAGAUACAGUCAUCAUCUUCGACAGUGACUGGAAUCCACAGGCAGACCUUCAGGCCCAGGAUAGGUGCCACAGGAUUGGGCAGAAAAAACCAGUUAAUGUUUACCGUCUUGUAACCAAAGGUACUAUAGAUGAAGUAAUAAUGAAGACAGCUGUGGCCAAGAGAAAACUUGAGAAAGUAGUUAUCCUGGAAGGCAAAUUCAACUUAACUGCAGAUGGCGCAAAUACAGAGCUCGAUAGAGAUAAAUUGCGACAUCUCCUGCAAGAGUCAUUGGCGCAUUGCGUAAUAGAUUCAGGAGACAGUGUAUUAAAACCACAUCAAAUUGAAAGACUUCUGAAGAGGAGAAAAUUUCCUGCGGAUGAUGAUGAAGACAGUUCUUCAUCUGAGGUUGAAGAUCUGACAGAACUUGCAUGAACUAUAUGUGACCGAUCACCUGGUGUGGUGAUCAGUGGCUGACAUCAUGAUGUUCCUUAGACUUUCAAACGGAGUGAUGUUAAAGGAUGUGUGCACAUUUCAAUGUGUGACAGUUUACUAUAGCCUUAGUGAGAAGUGAGAUAUUUUUAAUAGAAUAUCGCUAUUUUUUACAAAAAGAUUUAGGUAUCGUGAAUUGGAAUUCUUGCCAUUGGCUGGUGAAACUUUUAUCGCAGAGUGAAUUCGAUAAUACUAUGAAAACCUGAGAUUGGCACACAUCACAUAUCACACCUAGUCUCAAAGAUUGCUCAAGUUGUGAUUUACCAUUUGUAAAAAUUAUAUGUAAUAUAUUUUAAAAAGAAUCUCAUGUUCCACAGUAUUUUAUAAUAAAAAGAAUAAAUAUA